This is a messenger RNA of Candidula unifasciata, 2274 nucleotides long. NCBI's taxonomy places the organism in Eukaryota, Metazoa, Mollusca, Gastropoda, Stylommatophora, Geomitridae. The record is from the annotation of a GenBank genome assembly.
AUGACGAUGCCCUGGCAACCAGCCCAGGGAACCCAGCCCUUGUCGCCCUUUGGCCACCAGGUCGCUGGACAGUCCUCCAUGCUGAGAUAUGACAAGACAACGGUUUGCAAACCUUUGAUAGCAAGAGAACACUUUGUCUACAAGUCAUUGCCCCCAGAUCUUGCAGAGUUUACUCCUGAAUACAGAGGAGAGAUUGAGGUGCAGCUGAUGGAAGAAGAUGGCUACAUCCAACUGUAUGGUUUGUGCGUGGACAAUGAAGCACAUGAUGAUGAUGGUGUCUGGACUUGCCCGGCUGAAAACCAUGGUCACGAGCCAGCAAGUGUGAAGCCGAAGGUAGCAACACAGGAUUCUGUGAACAGGAGCACUGUUCGACUGUUGAGGAGUGGGAGUUAUGAGGUCUGUGCUUCUACCAACCAAGUGUUCUACACAGCAGACUCCAAGCCGGACCAGCCGCACACCCAGAGCUUAAAUCCGUGGAGUUUGAAGAACCACAAGAGACUGCUGGACAAGAUGCGCAAGUCAGAGCACAGCCACGAUAAGAUACGUUUUAUCCUUCUGAAGAAUGUUGUUGCUGACUUCCGCCAUCCCUGUAUCCUUGACCUCAAGAUUGGGUCACGUCUGCAUGGUGAUAAUGCCUCCAGCAUGAAAGUGGCCAGCCAAUCAGAGAAGUGCAGGCGAACCACUUCCAGCACUUUAGGAGUCAGAUUGUGUGGGAUGCAGGUUUAUCAGGUUGAUGCAAAUGCUUAUCACAGUGUAGACAAGUACCACGGCAGAACUCUGAAUGAGUUGUCAUUCAGACGCAUGCUGUACAACUUCCUUCACAAUGGCACCAGAUUCCGUUCAGAGCUGAUUCAGCCAAUCGUAUCGAGACUAUCUGAACUGAUCACAUGUCUAGAAGGACUUCAUUCAUUUCGGUUCUACGCCAGCUCGCUGCUGAUAAUCUAUGAUGGAGACGUUGGGGUCACCGGUGGGAACCAAGAGGUCAAGGUGCAGGAAGCUAAGCCUGCUUUUGCUGGGGUCUCGGCACCUGCUGACAACAUCACAGAUCAUGUCCUUUCUUCUCAGGAGUUGAUUCAAAAUAAGCAGCUUAGUGACAAUGUGUUUUCUUCUCCGGAGCUGGUUUCGUGGGGAAGUAAUAUCCAAGACGGGAAUCAUUACUCGUCAGAAAAAGUUUGUCAAGGUGAUGUUGUUCAAUCUUCUAAGGAAUUGUGCCCUUUGACCAGCCCACAAUCUGCUGUUGAACAUCCUGUGUCAUCUAGAGAAUGCUUCGAGUCUGCAAAAACUCAGGCUGUUGAUACUUCUUGGGAUUCAAGCUCUGUUGACCUCUUGGGCAACUUCCCAAAACCACUUGUCAGUCCUAGAAAACAGCUUAAUUCUGUGUCUGACUUGUUUGAAUGUGGUGUGCUGUUGGCAGAGCUUCCAGCACAAGAUGUGUCUUCUACAGAGUCACUGGGAGAUCAUCCAUCUAGUACUAAUGUUAUUCACCAACAUUCAGAUACUCCAAACUUGCCUUUUUCAUCAUCAUCAUCCCUGAAAACAGAUUCCAUCAAACAAAUGCCUAACACUGAUAGAAGUUUACCAGACCCCGAGAACAGUAAGACUGGGGAUGCAUUGUUGUUGCAGAAUAAUCAUCGGAUUGAUCAGGUGCCUAAUUUGUUGGAUGAGGAGACACUGUCUGUUUGUCACAGAGUUUCGCCACAAGAUGUGGUCAGUUCUGAACAACAGACUUUGUCUUCAGACACUAAUAGACAGACAGUGAAAACAGUCAACGCUGCUGAGGUUGCUCUGCCUUCAGUCAUCUUAUCCACAGAAACACAUGUACCCGCAGCCUGCCAUACACAGUCUGCAUCAAUAAAAGCAGUAGAAAAACUCCCUCUAGUUACGGAGUAUGGUGUCGCAAAGAAUCAUCUUAAACAAAUUCCACAUGUUUCUGUUGGAGAUUUAGCAUUUAAUGAUAAACCUAUGCCAGAAGUGGACCAACUAAAGGAGUAUGUUUCUGUCAGUGCUGCUGCAAGCAUAAGUACUUUAGCAAAUGUCACUUCACAUGUCAAGCAAAUGACAUGUGAAGGAGGCUCUGUGUCAAGUCACACGCUAGAGUUAUCUCAACCUGCAGGAAACAGCGUCAAAGUUGAUGUGAAAAUGAUCGACUUUGCUCACACGACGCAUCAGGGAUUCACAAUGGACCAAAUUAAACACACUGGCCCAGAUACUGACUACAUUUUUGGACUGAAAAACUUGUUAAAUCUCUUUCAAGAGUUGCUGGGAUCUGAAUGA